Molecule: messenger RNA, 1287 nt
Organism: Botrytis fragariae
Lineage: Eukaryota; Fungi; Ascomycota; Leotiomycetes; Helotiales; Sclerotiniaceae
Exons: 8
Coding region: 1-1287 (428 amino acids)
Source: RefSeq, a predicted model, not a curated record
AUGUCAAAAACCUAUCCUGCUCUCGUUGGAGUGGUACAGCGCAACAAUUCAUAUAAUGUCGAUGGUCUGUAUGGUAAUCUGGCUGCCACAAAAGCUAUUCAAGAACACGUCAUCAAUAAUAUUCAAAGCGAUUGCUCUGAAAUUGCUGGAGACUUGGGAAUGUCGUACAUUUAUGCCGGCAAGCUUGAUGGGAUAAAACGCCAAGAUAUGGGUAUAUCUGUUACAGAUCCUACCAAACCAAAUCAGCAGAAUUCUCGGACAUUGCGCUUGAACAAUACACCUGGCACUGGUUAUGAUGUUUCAUUGAAUUGGACAAAGGGAACCCAUUGCACAAAUCUUGAGUUCUUCGAUUGGGUUGUUGAGGUAAUUGGAGCACUACCUAUUGUGAAUGCACAGCUGGGUAUACAACCCACUUUCUCCUUUACCUUUUUAAUAUCUGCUUACUUGAAUGGUAUAGCUGGACACAACCGAAUAUCCGGCUCGAUCCACUCCGUAAUUCCUAAUCCUCAAAGCUUUGGAAGGAAUAGCAAGCCAACCUCUCGUAGUCUAUUUGUCACAGUCGUCGCAAGCAGCAGUAUGUCAAGUACUGCCACAGACAGUCAAAGUUGGGGUGUAAACGCUGGAGUUGAAGUGGGCGACAAAUAUGGAGUAAAGGGCACCUGGGAGGCCAAUUUGAAGGCAAACUUCAAUGGAAAAUUUUCCAGUACAUCGACCCACUUAGCAUUCACUACUUAUACCUCCAUUACAUUUGCACAGCUUACACUCCCUGCCAAUCGCGUAAAUUGUGUCCAUCAGAUGGUUUUCGAUCAAAGAACUUCGUUGCCAUAUACAGCCAAAGUUAAGGUUGUUCCGAGAUUGAGAUUUCAAAACGAAUAUACAAUCUAUGGGGAUGGGGGGAGUUACGACUCAAGCCCCUAUACAGCAGCUCGGAAGCCUGCCUUCAAACGAUCAGACAGAGUUUGUGAGUACAUCGAGUUCAUUUGUUGCAUGCUUUCUAAUUUUGAUGUCCAAUGUUUACCAUUAUGUCUAAGCAAAGACCAGCAAAGUACCUUUGAGUUCAGAAGAACUGAUGAGACCCGGGACGAUGCAAGAGCUAACGCGGAUCCUUGGGAGUGGAAACUGGCUAUGGAGUGCACCGGUUACCUCGAAUACUACCUUGAUGAUCUUACCACAGCAUCAAAUUAUGAAGUCUACGUCAAAGGCAAAUGGGAAGGCAUCACUGGCAAGUAUGCAGUCACUACUGUGACGUCUAAGAAUACGAUGACGACUUUACUUCCUCCCUCCUAA